Messenger RNA from Neocloeon triangulifer, 4578 nucleotides. RefSeq names its product phosphatidylinositol 4-phosphate 5-kinase type-1 alpha (gene PIP5K59B). Gene Ontology annotation, biological process: phosphatidylinositol metabolic process. The coding region runs from base 186 to 2801 and encodes 871 amino acids. The transcript is spliced from 19 exons. The record is from RefSeq and is a predicted model, not a curated record. Lineage: Eukaryota; Metazoa; Arthropoda; Insecta; Ephemeroptera; Baetidae. Gene Ontology annotation, molecular function: phosphatidylinositol kinase activity.
AGAAAGGUCAGAAAAUAAUGAUGGCGGAAAUUUUCUGUCAAAGCAGCUAGAGAACCCGUAUGUAGCCGAGCUGUGGAGAUCCUUGCGAACUGCUGCUCCACCGCAUCGACGAUGUUAUAGUUUGCGCGAGCAAACUGUGAAGAUUUCGUAUCGAAUCAGGCGGAGAGACUUGUCAGUGGUACAAGAUGGCUUCCGGGACAAAUGUUGAGGCAGUCGUUGAUAAUGGGGACUCUGGCGAAGGGACGUCGACGAACACGAGGAAAAAGCCGAGAGAGUCGACGGGCGACGAGAGCGACGAAGACGAAAAGGAAAAGGAAGGACAAGACAGACUCAUGUCGUUGGACGGCACAGGAACAAAAUUUGGCGGUGGAGCGCUGGGAAUCCAAAGAAAUAAAUCAGAACGAGAACGAAAGAUCGGCCAUCGAAGAGUGGGAGUUGGUGGAGAAAUAACUUACAAAAAAAUCCAAACCACGCAAAUCAUGGGUUCCAUCCAACUAGGAAUCCAGCAUGCAAUCGGCGGCCUAGCGUCGAAGCCAGAGCGUGAUUUGCUCAUGCAAGACUUUAUGACAGUGGAAACUACUAAUUUCCCGAGCGAAGGAUCGAAUCACACGCCAGCACACCAUUACUCGGAAUUCAAGUUCAAAACCUAUGCCCCAAUAGCGUUUAGGUACUUUAGGGACUUGUUUGGCAUCCAGCCAGACGACUUUUUGAUAUCCCUUUGUAACUCUCCGUUGAGAGCGUUGUCUAAUCCAGGUGCUAGUGGCAGUAUUUUCUACCUCACCACAGAUGAUGAGUUCAUCAUCAAAACUGUUCAACACAAAGAGGGUGAAUUUCUGCAAAAACUUCUUCCUGGAUAUUACAUGAAUCUGAAUCAGAAUCCCCGGACGCUGUUGCCAAAAUUCUUUGGGCUCUACUGUUACCAAUGUAAUUCAAAAAACGUCCGACUUGUAGUGAUGAAUAAUUUGCUUCCAUCGUGGGUUAAAAUGCAUCAGAAAUAUGACUUGAAAGGUUCAACUUAUAAAAGAAAGGCAUCAAAAUCGGAAAGGUUAAAAAAGUCACCCACAUACAAAGAUCUGGAUUUCAUGGAGCACCAUCCGGAUGGAAUAUACCUGGAGGCUGACACGUACAGCGCACUGAUAAAGACAAUACAGAGGGACUGCCGAGUGCUUGAAAGUUUCAAGAUCAUGGACUACAGCUUGCUAGUUGGCAUCCACAAUCUCGAUCAAGCCUCGAGAGAAAAAAUUGAGCAGAAAAAUGAAGAGAAGCUCGCAGCUGAAAAGUCCAAAGCGGAAAAAGUAGAUUCCGACGAAGAACCUGCCGUGUCAGUGGCUGCUCCUAGUGGCACUUCUUUGAAUAGAAGUAGAUCCAUAAAUCGACAGAGACUGGUUGCCCAUUCCACAGCUAUGGAGAGCAUUCAGGCCGAGAGUGAGCCAAUCGACGAAGAGGAAGAUGUCCCGCCUGGUGGUAUCCCAGCUAGAAACGCAAAGGGAGAGCGUCUCCUUUUGUAUUUAGGCGUUAUUGACAUUCUUCAAAGCUACCGGCUACAAAAGAAACUAGAGCACACUUUCAAAUCAAUAAUCCAUGAUGGUGAUACGGUAUCUGUCCAUAGACCAGGCUUCUAUGCACAGCGAUUCCAAGAUUUCAUGGCAAGGACGGUCUUCACCAAGAUUCAGUCUCUGGACUUGCCUGCAAUUAAGGGUAACCAUCGCAAGUUCCGUACCCUCGUGACAAGCUAUAUAGCUUUGAAGCAUUCCCCAUCCAAGCGCAAGAGUCUGAACCAAGCGCAACAGCCCUUAAGUUUGGUUCAGCGAGUGUUGAACGCAAACAAAGCGGCGCAGGCCGGCGAGGACGCCGGGACGUCGGGCACGACCGCGGCCGAAAUCACGCCUCCGUCUGAAGAAGUCAAAAGUCCGAGCGAGUCGACGAGCGCCGAAGCUGCGCCGGCGGCGCCAACUUCGAGCUCCGCGCCUGCCGAACAAGGGCAUCAUGGGGCUUCAAGUCAGACAACGAGCAAACCUGCGAGUCCAGUGACACCCAGUCCCGUUCCAACCUCCCUCUACUCGGAAUCUCCGGCUCCGACCGCCAGCUCGACGACGUCGUCGGCGCACAACUACCCUGCCGUGCUGAAGGACCGCGGGCCGCCGUCGCAGAAGGGCCGCGUGCCGCCGCCGGUGCCGCCGCGCUCGCCCAAGCAGCGCGGCGGCGGCCACCACAUGGUGCAGCACCACUACCGUGGCGGAGGAAAUACUGGGAGUUUGCAUCUUUCAUCAGAAGGCUAUGGGAGUGGGACAGACGAAAAUAGUAGUCAUUCACCUAGACAUGUGUCGAUAUCGGCCAGUCACGUCCUCGUCUCCAGAUCGUCGGCGUACCACAGAGAGGACAACAUUAGGAUACAAAGAAUGGGAAUCCUUACGCAACGAACCUAUUCCAGUGUGAGCGAAAUGACCAACAAGUCGUCCUCUCUGAGCGUCGAGUCAGCCGGAUCUGGUCACCGUUCCAACAUCACGUGGACGCCACCCGCCUCCGUCGAAGGCAGCACCCCCACCUGGACUGAAGGCACCCCCUCAUUCACCGAGUCAUCAAGCAGUGGAGAUUUAGACCACUUCCGAGGCAGUUUUCAUUCCACAUCGUCGAGAGGUUCGCGCAGCGGUCGAAGCAGCGCCGCUGGUUGUCCGACGACGCCAGCAAGGAGUUUAAAUUUGAGUAGAGGUGGAAGCGAAGGAGGUGCACAAAGUGUUGCUGAUUUUGAAGAAUUGGAUGAUGACGUUGCUGAAAUUGGAUACUACAGGGGUCGCGUGUGAAGAUCGAAUCCACUUCUACGGGCUUCCACUCCCUGCUUUGAACUAAUAACGAGCGCAUUCAUUCUUUUUCCACCUAACCGACUAACAACCAGCAACAAACCUUAACAAAACAACAUAAAAGACAACAAGUGCUGCCCACGCAUUAUACGAACGAACCCAGAGUCGGUAGCUGCCCUCAUCAAUAAACUUGCAUUGCAAUAUUAUAAUUCCAGCCUCUCUACGCGUAGUACCAUUACGAUUAAAUAUAGACACACAUUAUAAUGGAUGAAAGAAUGAAAGUAAAAAAAAAAAAAAUAUUCACAUUACUAAAUGACUGUUGAUCUCAUUGUAUGGGAUUCGCCGCUUAUAUAAUGGAUGUUAAAUAUUGGAGGUUGAUUCAAAUCUCUUUCUUGAUUCGCGUGAUGCGGACUCUUUCUUGUUUCCGAUUCCAAGAGUUUGAUAUGCUUGAUGAUUAUUUACGGUGUGUGACAAUAUUUUGAAAUGCUCACUUUGACAAUGCGGAAAUCUUUUUUGAUUCUCCCACGCGUAUAUAAAUUAAUUAAAAAUAUUUCCCAGCAUAAUAAUUAACUCCCACAAAUUAAUAUUGAAAAUUAUUACUGCUGCAUAUUGUAUUAAUCGAAAUUUAAAAAAAAAGCAAAAAAUAUAUUCACACUUGUUCCGCCAUUGAUCUCCGAGUAAAUGUUGCUUCAAGCGCAGUCUGUAUUGUUUUGUCCGAAUUUUUUAAUAUAUAUAGAGACAAAAUUGUGCCUAUUUAAGUGUACUUGUCCGUUGGUUAAAUGCUAGGGUCCACGAGCAUUGUAAAAGUUUUUUUAUUUCAUCGUCUUUGAUAAAAAUUUCGCACAUUGUUUUAUGGGGCCACAGCUAUUUUGAUAAAUAUUCAACAAAAAGUAGAAUUUUAAUUUUUAGAUUAUCGUAGAAAAUUAAUUCUUAAUUAAAUUCCUUAAAUUUUCGGGGCAUUCUAAAAAGUUGUUAACCAUCUGUAGUUAAUCGUUAUGACGGGACCUACAAUAACUUGGGAACGCUUAGUGGACGUUUAGAAUGAUUCCUGUACGCAAGAUAAUAAAUUUAAAAAAAACGAUCCCCGAAUGGAAAAUGGAAGGUUGACUAAUAUGUAUCGACGAAAAUUAAACUAACUCUCUCGCAUUGCUCUUUCUCUCACCCACCUUUUCCGUUGUCUGCCGUGGUGUUUGUUACAUAAUUAAAGUGCCAUCGCCGCUUUUCUGGAAAAGUGUGAUGAGAGCUCGUCUCUGUAUAAAACAUAGAGAAAAAAUGCAGUGCUAAAAGUCAAUGUUAUAUCCUCCAACGUGAUGUUGUACCAUAUCUAAAAUUAAGCAUCUCUCCAUGUUACAGUUCCCAUGUUACCUUUCUCAUUAGGGUCCAGAGAUUAAUUUUAAAAUUGGUUUUAAAGUUGAUUUAAAAAAAAUAUAUAUCCCAUUUUUGUUUCAUCCUUCAAGUUAAAAUAAUAAUUGUAAAUAAUAUUUUGAGGUUUUUUCUAACCUGUGAGAAAGCUUAGCGCUUUAGGGACAAAGUUACUGAAAAUUAAUGUGCGCCUAAUUCUCUGAAUAACUGUAAAAAGUGUCUCAAGUGAUUAUACGAGAAAAUUGCUCUGUUAAAUUAAUUGAUUUACCUUGUCAGUGUGUUCACGAACUGUUAACCAAAAAUACAAUAAAAUUCAAGAAGAUAUACAUACGAACUGAAGCACUCUUACUUCUUCUUAAGUUUGCAUCUUCUUCACAUUUUCCUGCACAAAAACUAACCUGCUAACUUUUUUCACUCA